AUGUUUCGAACACCGGAAAAAUGCAAUUCUGAUUCCAACCUGCCUAAGAUCCCCGACGACAAAGAAACAUCGCCUCCCAGUUUUGUCAGCUCACGAAUUAAGAGAAAGCGCUCCGAAGAAAUUCUGACCGAUUUAGCGGACUUUAAGGCAGAAAUGAAAGAAAUUACUUCAUGGAUGGAUCAACAAAACAGCGAAAGAACAGAAAUAACAUCUGCGUUGAGAUCCAUAGAGGAAUCACUGACCUUUCUCUCAACCAAAUACGACGACAUGUGUAAAAAAGUGGACCUUAUGGAGCAAGAGAGGCAUAAACAGAAGGAAUAUAUUACUAUACUUGAAAAUAAGGUGGAAAAUAUCAUGAAAGCCCAACGUAAAUGUUCAUUUGAACUGAAAAAUGUCCCAAGAUCGGUAAAGGAAUCCAAAGAAAUGUUGUUGAGCAUGCUGUAUGUUGCACCUAUGUUCUGUUAA
This is a messenger RNA of Parnassius apollo (apollo), 465 nucleotides long. Lineage: Eukaryota; Metazoa; Arthropoda; Insecta; Lepidoptera; Papilionidae. The record is from the annotation of a GenBank genome assembly.